GGACGGCGCACCCCACCCGCCGCGAGGCCAGCAGCCCCGGGGGAAGGCGGCCGGAAAAUCUCCUCUUGUUUACUGGGCUGGAGAAGUCCCAGCCUGGAUUCGCUUCCCAAUUUCUGCGGUCCACCUUCAGCAGAUUCCUGGGGCCGGAGGGGAAAGGGUGGCAACCCACAGAUCCACCCCGGGACAGGGAGUGGGGGUGGGGCUGGUGGGAACCUGACCUCUUGGAAAGAUCCCCCGGCUGCUGCAGGGGACGGACUCGGAGUCAGAGCCGACGUGUCCCGGAGCGCAGAGACCGAGGGGGCCGCGCUAAACACUGUACCUCGGGGAACAAAACCGUGAAGACUAAUUAGGACAAGUCGGAGCAGGGAACCGGGACGCUGGGAGGGGAGCGCGCGCUCCGAAUUGGGCAGAACCUGGAACGGUCGCAGGAAAUCCGGGCGCGGGAUAGUCGGGCCCAGGGCGACCUUUGCCCACGGUGCGGAGUGGCUCUGGACUCGGCCCACGCGUGAGAGGAGCACUUGGUAACCAUCCCACGUACGCUUUGUGACCGGUGGGGGGGUCCCAGAGAAGGACCGCGUGUGCAAAAGGCGAACCUCGGUGUGUCCACGUGUGCAAGCUGGGGAGGGGAGGGGACGCAGAAGGCGUGACAAAAAGACGGACUCUGUGUCUUAAGUGUGCGCCUCGCUCCGGCCCGCUCCCAGCGAACUGUGCCCUAAGUGUGUCUCACGGGAGGGCCAGGACGAAGGUGACAAAAGCUAGGUGUCCCCCACGGAGACGCGUCAAGGUAGCCCCACGCGUGUCCGUACGCGCGCUCUCUGGGAGACGCGGUCGGGUGUGCGCAGGGCUGCACCCCCACACCGCUUGCCCCGGAGAAGGCCGAGCCCAGAAAGUGAGUGCGCGUGAGUGUGCGCGCGCCCGCGUGCGGGGGCGUGGCAGUCAACAGCAACAAACCACACGCCGGCAGGGCCAGAAACUCCCAUCUCCCUCCCUAGCCGGAAAGUGCGAGUCGGCCCAGCCUGGAGGGACCCAACCAGAGCCUGGCCUGGGAGCCAGGAUGGCCAUCCACAAAGCCUUGGUGAUGUGCCUGGGACUGCCUCUCUUCCUGUUCCCAGGGGCCCGGGCCCAGAGCCAUGUCCCACCCGGCUGCAGCCAAGGCCUCAACCCCCUCUACUACAAUCUGUGUGACCGCUCUGGGGCGUGGGGCAUCGUCCUGGAGGCCGUGGCUGGGGCGGGCGUCGUCACCACGUUUGUGCUCACCAUCAUCCUGGUGGCCAGCCUCCCCUUUGUGCAGGACACCAAGAAACGCAGCCUGCUGGGGACCCAGGUGUUCUUCCUUCUGGGGACCCUGGGCCUCUUCUGCCUCGUGUUUGCCUGCGUGGUGAAGCCCGACUUCUCCACCUGUGCCUCUCGGCGCUUCCUCUUUGGGGUUCUGUUCGCCAUCUGCUUCUCCUGUCUGGCGGCUCACGUCUUCGCCCUCAACUUCCUGGCCCGGAAGAACCAUGGGCCCCGGGGCUGGGUGAUCUUCACUGUGGCUCUGCUGCUGACCCUGGUGGAGGUCAUCAUCAAUACAGAGUGGCUGAUAAUCACACUGGUUCGGGGCAGUGGCGACGGCGGCCCUCAGGGCAACAGCAGUGCCCGCUGGGCCGUGGCCUCCCCCUGCGCCAUCGCCAACAUGGACUUUGUCAUGGCGCUCAUCUACGUUAUGUUGCUGCUGCUGGGUGCCUUCCUGGGGGCCUGGCCUGCCCUGUGUGGCCACUUCAAGCGCUGGCGUAAGCACGGGGUCUUCGUGCUGCUCACCACGGCCACCUCCAUUGCCAUAUGGGUGGUGUGGAUCGUCAUGUAUACCUACGGCAACGAGCAGCGCAACAGCCCCACCUGGGAUGACCCCACGCUGGCCAUCGCCCUUGCCGCCAAUGCCUGGGCCUUUGUCCUCUUCUACGUCAUCCCCGAGGUCUCUCAGGUGACCAAGGCCAGCCCAGAGCAAAGCUACCAGGGGGACAUGUACCCCACCCGGGGCGUGGGCUAUGAGACCAUCCUGAAAGAGCAGAAGGGUCAGAGCAUGUUCGUGGAGAACAAGGCCUUUUCCAUGGAUGAGCCGGCUGCAGCUAAGAGGCCGGUGUCACCAUACAGCGGGUACAACGGGCAGCUGCUGACCAGUGUGUACCAGCCCACCGAGAUGGCCCUGAUGCACAAAGUCCCAUCCGAAGGAGCUUACGACGUCAUCCUCCCACGGGCCACCGCCAACAGCCAGGUGAUGGGCAGUGCCAACUCGACCCUGCGGGCUGAAGACAUGUACUCGGCCCAGAGCCACCAGGCGGCCACACCGCUGAAAGACGGCAAGAACUCUCAGGUCUUUAGAAACCCCUAUGUGUGGGACUGAGUCAGCAGUGGCCAGGAGAGGCGGGCGGAUUUGGGGAGGGCCCUGAGGACCUGGCCCCAGGCAAGGGACUCUCCAGGCUCUUCCUCCCACUGGCAGGCUCAGCAACAUGUGCCCCAGAGCUAGAAGGGCCUCCCUCUCUGCCAGUGUUCCGGUGGGUGUCCUGGAUGUCCUCGCCCACUCCUCAGUGUUUGUGGAGUCGAGGAGCCAACCCUGGCCUCCUGCCAGGGUCACCUCCGCGGUCACACUCCAGCCAAAUAGUGUUCUCGGGGUGGUGGCCGGGCAGCGCCUAUGUUUCUCUGGAGAUUCCUGCAACCUCAAGAGACUUCUCAGGCGCUCAGGCCUGGAUCUUGCUCCUCUGUGAGGAACAAGGGUGCCUAAUAAAAACAUUUCUGCUUUAUUAA
This is a messenger RNA of Mandrillus leucophaeus (drill), 2781 nucleotides long. It is a transcript of the gene GPRC5C, whose product is annotated as G protein-coupled receptor, class C, group 5, member C. The record is from RefSeq and is a predicted model, not a curated record. Gene Ontology annotation, molecular function: protein kinase activator activity; G protein-coupled receptor activity. Gene Ontology annotation, cellular component: extracellular exosome; intracellular membrane-bounded organelle; plasma membrane. The transcript has 4 exons. Bases 1055 to 2380 code for a protein of 441 amino acids. NCBI's taxonomy places the organism in Eukaryota, Metazoa, Chordata, Mammalia, Primates, Cercopithecidae. Gene Ontology annotation, biological process: G protein-coupled receptor signaling pathway.